Molecule: messenger RNA, 84 nt
Organism: Geodia barretti
Lineage: Eukaryota; Metazoa; Porifera; Demospongiae; Tetractinellida; Geodiidae
Source: the annotation of a GenBank genome assembly
AUGGCCUGUCAGAAUGGACACAAGCAGACAGUUGACGUUCUGUUGAAGAAUGGAGCAAAUGUUAAUCUUACCACUACAGUGAGU